AUGGAAUGUGAAAGAAAAGAGAGCUUAGCGGCUUCUCCAAAAGAGAAUAUCGUAAAGAAAUGGCUGCUUGAAAUGGUGUCUCCAUUGCUGAAGACGAUCACUUAUAGAGGGCUGCUCCCAGCAGCUCUCAUAGCAGCUGCUUUCAUCCGUCCAUCAUUCAUCUCAGUAAUUUAUCUGGUACUUGCCCUCAUCGGACCAGUUCUACCAUCAACAUCAAGAGGAGCUCCGUUGAAUGUAACAGUGAAAUUCUAUGUGUACAUCGUCUUCCUUGUCACAAUUCUCACAACGAUAGCACAAUGCGCAUUCCAAAUAUAUGAGAGCACUAGAACAAUCAAGACAACAAGUGAUUGUAGCGAUGAUCUCUAUCGAUGGUUGAGACAAGCUGGCUUCUUGAGAUAUGUAGCCGAUACUGGUUUUGACUCGUGGAGAAGUUUCCUGCCUGAAGUAUUUUCAUUGAUUUGCUCUUUUUGCACACUGAUUAUCGUGCAAUGUCUCAAUCAUCAAGUGUUCAUUGAACAUCCAGCGGGAGUUCACACCGUUAGAACAAACAGCAAUAACACUCAAAAUGCCACUCAAAGAAGUAACGUUGAAGUUCUUUCUCGAGCUCUUCUCAUAGCAUUGAAACGACUCUCGAAUGCGGCUCUUUUCAUCUUCGUGGCACUAGCGGGAUGUAUUCAGCCAUCAAUUCUCAACAGCUUCUACUUUUUGAUCUUUCUCUUCAUGGCUACUUGGUGGUCCACAUACAAACCCCUUCGACACUCCAUUUACAAUAAGAUGAAAAUAACUCUUUUGUUCUAUUCGGGUCUACAUCUUAUCCUCAUCUAUUUGUAUCAAAUUCCGGAAAUCUCAAAACUUUUACCUCCUGAUCAGACAGCUGCUAGAAUGAUUGGCUUUUCUCAAGUUCUCAAAACUGAUUGUUCUAUGUUUUACCACAUCGAGAUCAACAAUGCUUUGGCGUGGAAUGUGGCAAUCAAUCCAUUGAUUAUAACCGGUUUCUAUUUUCUCAUCGUACUGCAAUUGAAUUGGACUUCAUCGGGCACUCGAAAUUACCUCGAUGAUGAAGAUGCUUCUUCAUCAGUUCACGAAGAGAUACAGGGUGUUGAUGAGAACACAAAUUCCGAGGUUGAGCACCCACUCGUCGGUGAUCGGGAAACUCAAUCAACGAUCGUCCCAUCUGGAUCAUCGAAUUCUUCAACUAACAUUCAAUCACAAUCCUCACCACCCACAAGACAACAACGGCUACUGGACACCGAAGAACGAAGUCCGGCCAAUCGUGAAAGCGUUCCGAUGAGAAAAAUCACGAGUCAAGUCAUCGAUAAGCAGAAGAUCUCACAGAUUUUCAAUGCUCCUGGUAAUGAACAAAGUGGGACAACGGCCCAGACGAUAGUGGCAUUGAUCGCUUUCUGUGUUGAGCAUUCAUACGUUUUUGGAUUAAUGACGAUGAUGAUCUGGGCCCUCUUGUAUCAUUCAGCUUUCGGAUUGGGUCUCCUUGCAUGGGCUUGUAUCAUUUGGAUGUUCAGAGAUACUCGAUCUGUUUCAUUCAAAUGCUCUCCUUUCAUCGUUUCAUAUGUUGAGUUUCUCCUCGUUAUCCAAUACGUUUGGAGUAUGGACCUCGAAUUUUUACCGGCAAAAGCACAAACGGAAACAAAAGCCAAUGUUCUUGAAAUUAUUGGUUUCAUCAAUUAUUCUGGAUCGGAUUCUUUCCUUGUUACCUUUGUAAAAGUGUUGCUCAGUUUGCCGAUAUUUUUACUUCAUCGUUUGAAGAGACGAGACAGCCAUUAUAGCCGUUUAACUGAACACGAGAGACAACGGAAGCUCAAUUAUGGAACUUUUGGAACAAAUCGGACACAAGGAGUGAACAAUGCGGUGAAAACUCCAUCUCGUUCACAAGCUGUCGUUGAUUGGCUUUCAUCAAUUUUUACAACAUAUUGGAUACUCAUUGUUGCUCUUGUGCUCCUUCUACAGGCACUUGGUGAACGAGCCUCUUUCAUCAAUAUCGGAUUUUUCAUCUUUUGGUCGCUCGGUGUUCUACAGUUUAAGCUUUCCUUCCGUUUUUUCCGUGGAACAGUCUAUGCUUCGUGGACUUUCUUGAUCAUUUACACAUCGGCUGUGAUCAUCGCAAUUUAUACAUACCAAUUCAGAUCGUUCCCCGAAUUCCUAGAAAAAGCGGGAUUAUCGAAAGACUGGGCACACAAUAUUGGACUCUACCAUUACGCCGAUGAUAAAUCGAACACAAAAUCCCUCUUCACCCGUUUAUUGCUACCGAUAUCAUUAUUUGUGGUAACAAUGCUUCAGCUGAAAUUCUUCCACGAGCCAUGGUCACAAGCUGUUCAACCAAUUCGAGCCACCAGCGAUUCUGAACCAGGAACAAGUAAUCAAGCCGUCUCCCUCUCGGCCCGUUUGAAAGCAUGGGCUCAUUAUGGAAGCGAAUUGUUGUGGAGAAUCAUGGAAGUGCAUAUUGCGAAGAUUGUCUUUAUCACAGUGAUGGCCAUUGCAUGCAAAAAUAUCACAGCCAUGUAUAUCCCAGUUGUGGUCCUCAUUUCCCUGGGCCUAUGUCUUCCACGCGGUGCAACGGGUCUCCUUGGUCUCAUCCUCACUGCAUAUCUUGCUGUUCUUGCCCUAGCCAAGAUGGUUUUCCAGAUGAGCUUCAUUAAAGCCGAUAUAUUUGGAGACGGGAAUGGUACAUGUGAAGGAGAUGAAGGGGAAAACGCCACUUCCUACAAUAUGUCGACGACAGAAUGGGCCGGCUUCAAGAAAAAUCAGAAUAUGUUCAACGAAUUGGGGGGUCUUCUUGUCUCAAUCUGUGCCUUGACUCUUCAAUCAAUUGUUAUCUAUCGACAGAGGAAUUUCCGAAUCCGAACCUCACAACCACCAAAUCUGAGGCAUCGAAUCUUCCCGGAACUUGAUCCCGUCACUUAUGAUCACAGUCUAGUCAAUUGCUUCAAGUUCUUCGUUGAUUUCGGGUUCUACAAAUUUGGGUUAGAGUGUUGCUUGGUGAUGAUCGCAAUCAAUGCCUGGAUACGAAUGGACAUGUUGGGAGCUGUGGUGAUAGGAUGGCUUGCUGUCUUUGCUCUGUCAAAGAGAACAAUGGCUAGAUGGCUUUGGCCGAUCUUCUUGAUCUACUUGGUCUUGCUAUUGCCUAUCCAGUUCUCAAUUUAUGUCGGACUUCCACCCAGCUUGUGCAUUGACUAUCCCUGGAAAAAUCUCUUUAUAACAAACCCAACAAAAAGAAGAAAUCUCCUCAUUUGGUUGGGUCUUGCCGAUUAUGAUAUUCAAUGGACAUCCGCCAAUCUUCUCGCUGAUUUCUUUUUGCUCAUGUUUGUCUCAUGCCAGGCAGCCGUUUUCCGUGUCGAGGGUCCAACACAUCCGGCUGGUGAUAACGAUUCUAUCUACAAGGAUGGUGUCUAUCAGUUCAAAAAUAAUCCUCGCUAUGAUUUUGUCACAACUCAAAGAUCAUUUGUGGAUUAUUUCAAGAAGUUCGUCUUCUUGUACGCUCAGUGGAUGACAUUAGUGACGGUGAUGGUGGCUGGACUCGGAGGAACAUCGUUGUUUGCCCUUGGCUACCUUUGCUUAGCUUUCUGGAUUCUGUGGUCAGGAAACGCGCUCUACGUGAUGAAAAACCACAACAGAACCAUCAAGAAAUUCAUGAUCGUUCUUGGAUACACCGUUUUCUCGAUGUUUUGCAAAGUGUCGCUACAGGUUGUCGGUUGUGUGUUCCUCGGAAGUUUACACGGAAUCCCUGGGAAAUGGGGCUGUAUCCUUAGACAGAUCUUUUCGAUUGCUUGUGUCAACAAUUUAGCCAUGGAAGAUAUUGCUAAUCUAUUUCCUGAAUCAACCGAAUUUGACAAAGAUUGCCCUGUAUCUGCGGCGGAGACGAGAAUUGGAUUUGACACGCUCGCUUUGGCUUUCUUGGUACUUCAACUACGUAUCUUCCAUUCGUGGUACUUCCAACAUGCAAUGACUGAUUUCAGAGCGGAAAUCGUUUUGGCAAACAGAGGAGCCGUCCUAGCCAAUCAACUCAUCGAAAAAGAAAUGAAAGAGCAGACACAACAACAAAAUGAGAAAUUCAAUGAUAUCAAGCGACGAACCGAUGAUAUUAGAGCACAAUAUCAAAAACAGCAAGCUCUCGAACGUACUUUUGAACCGAAGACGUAUGGUCAAGCUAAAAGAGCCGGCGAUUACUACAUGUUCGAGAAAGAUCCUGAAAAUCUUGUUCCUCCAAUUGAAUCAUUUGUUCCCGAGGUUGAUCCGGAAGGAUCUGAAUUCAGAAGACUCGAUCCGACCCAGUUGGUGUACACGGCUGUGAACAAAGACAUGAAUCUGUCGGCUUCAAUGAGACAAGUGGAAAAAGCGGAAUUGAUAAAAGAUGAUGAGGAGAGAAGAAUGAUUGCUGCUGUCACACCUGACACACCACCUACUGAAAGAGUUGUCGAUGAACCGAUUGCCGAAGAAUCUGAUUCCUUCUUCAUAGCCACGUUGAAGUUUGUGUUCAAAUUUGCCUACAAUGUAUUCGAUUGGACAGCUGUGUUCUUGAACAGGCGUUCCCGCGAACAUCGCUAUGUCGCUUAUGUGCUGGGUCGAGAGAAACAAAGACUGAAAAAUGAGUAUGGAGAGAUUCUCUGUGAUUCCACAAAACCGAUGGCUGACCUUCAAGCCCUUGUCCCACUUCAACAACUUCAAGUGGUUCGAACUGAAACCGACAUUGAGAAACUUGAGUCAGAAGCGCUUGGUGAUUGGCAAAAGCGAAGUGUGUUUGCUCGUUUGUUCAACGCAUUGGGUGACUGUGUAAAUGCACAUACUGAUGUCAUCUGUUAUGUUCUGGCAAUCAUGGCUCAUGCUUAUUGUGCAGGCCUUAUCACCCUUCCACUUCCAUUACUGGUUUUUUUCUGGGGUUCCCUCUCCAAUCCCCGACCGAGCAAAAUGUUCUGGAUCGUUCUCAUCGCUAUCACCGAAUCAAUUAUCAUCAUCAAAUUCAUUUUCCAAUUUGGCUUCUUCGAGUUCAACACAGAACAAUCCCAAUCUUUGAACAACAAGAAUCAAUAUCAAUGGAAUAAGCUUUUCGGAGUCCAAAGACAAAGCUACUAUGCAUUUUUGGAUGUCACUUUGUUGAUCUUCUUAUUCUAUCAUCGAUACAAUCUUCGUCGGCUCGGUCUAUGGAAAGAUGCAAAUAUCAAUGAUACGUUCUCUGGGAAUAAUACAGCUUCGAUCGAUCCAUUAGAGCUACAAAUGACCAUGGAAAACACAGAAUCACCUGAACAACCACAAGAAGAAGCUGCUGAAGAAGACGCUGAGAAGAAAAAGGAAAUGAAUCCAUUUGCCCGUUUCUUCAAUCAAUUAUUCCGUCCGAAGUUCCGUUAUAUCCGAGAUCUCUAUCCAUUUUUUUUCGCUUUUGACAUUAUUUGCAUCUUCAUCAUCACCUUUGGAUAUUCAUCAUUCGGAGAGGGUGGAUCGGGGAAUGUCGUCUCGGAUAUUCAAUCGAAUCGGAUUCCAUUGGCAUUUGUUAUCAUGUUGAUCGUGUUGACGUGUAUGAUUGUGAUCGAUCGAGGGUUGUAUCUCAGAAAGGCGGUCUAUUGCAAACUUGCCUAUCAACUGAUCUCCAUCAUCUUCCUUCACAUCUGGAUUUUCCUAGUCCUUCCAUCGAUCACAAAGAGAGAAGCCUCCUCGAAUAGAAUGGCUCUUCUGUUGUACUUUGUGAAGUGCAUGUAUUUCCUUGUCUCAGCUUGGCAAAUCAGGAAUGGAUAUCCAGCUCUUUGCGUCGGAAAUCUUCUCACUCAUGCCUAUGGACUCACCAAUAUGGUCUUCUUCAAAAUCUUCAUGGCCGUGCCCUUUUUAUUUGAACUUCGAACAGCCAUUGAUUGGACUUGGACUGACACCUCAAUGCCUCUCUUUGAUUUCUUUAAUAUGGAAAACUUCUAUGCCACAAUUUACAACUUGAAAUGUGGACGGCAAUUCGAACAAAGUUACCCAGCUCCAAGAGGAGUCGAGAAAGGAUCGCUGAUCAAAUAUCUGAUGGGAAUUCCAAUGAUUCUUUUCAUCAUCUUGAUUAUUUGGAGUCCUCUCAUUGCCUUUUCUUUACUUAACAGAAUUGGUGUUGUUUUAACGCCGAACAUUGCAAGGAUGUCGAUUUCUGUUGAUGGAUAUCCGCCGCUCUACUCAAUCGAAGCGCAAGGCACUGAGCUGAAACAUCUUACAGCAGCAGAGCUGAGCGGAUUGAGAUCCGGCUUCAGUGUGGCUUUUGUACCCGGACCAAUGCAAGAUGAUUCGAUCAGAAAAAGUCGGAGUGCUGUCUCAUUCCUUGAUGAAUAUACUCAAGAUGACUCACUGAAAGUGCUCUUCCGUCCGGAGUCCGAGCAAUCAUGGGACAUUUCAGAUGACUCGAAAACGGCCAUGAUAGCUGCUCUUAAUGACACAACGACAACAAUGCAAAUGCAGAUUCACAUCUCAUUCACUCGCCCUCGACAGGACAGCAGCAAGGAGCCGGUUACACAUACUAGUGAAUUCUCGAUUGCGAUGGAUAACACGACGAAAAUUCGAGAGCAGAUGUUGAAAGCGCUGAGAGAUGAUACGAAUUCAACUGUGAUUGUCAGUAACGCGAUUCCCGUCUAUCUAAUCGUUCCAAAUGAAGGAGAGGUAAUUCAAGCAUCCGCCCUGAAUUGGGUGAUGAAUCAAUUCGUCAAACCGGAAUUGAAGCAAAACAGUCUCGCCACAUUGAAGCUCACUUUGAAUGCACAAAAUUUGUGGACGGUUGAAAUGCAACGACCAGAGCUGAAUGCGACGAAUCUUCUUCUACCAGCGGAAAAAGUGAAAUAUGGAACGGGUGGAAAGGAAUAUUUGCAACUUGUAUCAUUUGUUGAUCGAACAUUCCCGUCAUUCUUCGCGAAAUAUGUGCAAGGAGGUGUCAUCGCCAUGUACAUCGCCUUGGUGAUCGUUGUGGGCAAAGUGUUGAGAGGUCUCUUCACAAAUCAACCACUUGAUGUCAUCAUCGCUGAGAUUCCUAAUCCAGAUCAUCUACUCAAGAUUUGUUUAGAUAUCUAUUUGGUUCGAGAAGCGAAAGAUUUUGUGUUGGAACAGGAUCUCUUCGCGAAAUUGAUCUUCUUGUUCCGUAGUCCCGAGACGCUCAUAAAAUGGACCAGAUAUAAGUUCAAAGAUGAC
This is a messenger RNA of Mesorhabditis belari, 7152 nucleotides long. The record is from the annotation of a GenBank genome assembly. NCBI's taxonomy places the organism in Eukaryota, Metazoa, Nematoda, Chromadorea, Rhabditida, Rhabditidae.